CGUAUAGCUAAAAAAAUAAUCAUUAAAAUGAUUUGUGUAAGAAAAGAAGAAACCAACAAAAACUUAAAACAAAAGAUCAGUGAAAAAGGAAAAAACAAAAUAGCUAAUUGAAGUCUUUCCCCUAAUUCUGAUGUGUUUAUAAAACUUUAAUCGUAACAAAGCAUCAUGCAACUUUCUUUUUCUUUAAUUAUCUACCUUAUAUAGUCCUUAUAAAAUUUAUAAGACUCCACCAAACAUAGUAUUACCCGUUGGUGCCUAAUACAUAUGUAUGCACGUGAUAACCAAUUUUGGUUAACCAAAAAUUCUCUCUCUUGUGCUUGUAUAUAAAUAUAUCCACACAUACAUGCAUACACUAAUGGUGAAAAUCUCUUCCUCAUCAUCUUCUCUCACACAAUCUCCCUCUCUCUAAAAAUGGUGAAAGGGUCCCAGAAAAUCGUGGCCGUAGAUCAAGACAUACCAAUAAUAGAUAUGUCGCAGGAGAGAUCACAAGUGUCGAUGCAGAUAGUCAAAGCCUGUGAGACUCUCGGCUUCUUCAAAGUGAUCAACCAUGGCGUUGACCAAACCACCAUCUCAAGGAUGGAGCAAGAGUCUAUAAACUUCUUUGCUAAACCGGCUCACGAGAAGAAAUCAGUCCGACCGGUUAACCAGCCUUUCCGGUAUGGGUUUAGAGACAUUGGCCUCAACGGUGACUCUGGUGAGGUCGAGUAUUUGCUGUUUCACACUAACGACCCUGCCUUUCGUUCUCAGCUCUCCUUCAGCUCGACAGUGAAUUGUUACAUAGAAGCAGUUAAGCAGUUGGCUCGUGAGAUCUUAGAUCUGACGGCUGAGGGACUUCAUGUCCCACCUCACAGUUUCAGUAGGUUAAUCAGCUCCGUCGAUAGUGACUCCGUUCUGAGAGUGAAUCAUUAUCCACCGUCCGAUCAAUUCUUUGGUGGAGCCAAUCUUUCUGACAAAUCUGUGUCACUGACAAGAGUUGGCUUCGGAGAACACACCGACCCUCAGAUCUUAACAGUUCUUAGAUCUAACGGUGUAGGAGGACUCCAAGUGUCAAAUUCAGAUGGCAUGUGGGUUUCUGUCUCCCCUGACCCUUCAGCUUUCUGCGUCAAUGUAGGAGACUUGUUACAGGUGAUGACGAACGGGAGAUUUAUAAGUGUAAGGCAUAGAGCAUUGACCUACGGAGAAGAAAGUCGGCUCUCGACGGCGUACUUCGCUGGACCACCGCUUCAAGCGAAGAUUGGGCCUCUUUCGGCCAUGGUCACGAUGAUGAAUCAGCCACGGUUAUACCAAACAUUUACAUGGGGCGAGUACAAGAAACUUGCGUACUCGCUACGACUCGAGGAUAGCCGUUUAGACAUGUUUCGUACAUGUAAGGACUAGGAUUGAUGUUGGUGACAGAGCUUUUUAGUAAUAUCUAUGUAGUGUUUUUGUCUAACUAUGUUCAAAGUUUAGGCUAAAAGUAGACAUGUUAGAUCGGUGUAACUAGAACUCGGAGAUGAAAGUUUUGGAAUGUGUUACGUUAACUUUGUGGAGGUGAAAUGUGGUUUUUCACCCCAUUAUAUUAA
Messenger RNA from Arabidopsis lyrata subsp. lyrata, 1562 nucleotides. Its product is annotated as gibberellin 2-beta-dioxygenase 4. Gene Ontology annotation, biological process: response to light stimulus; gibberellin catabolic process. The transcript is spliced from 3 exons. Bases 412 to 1377 code for a protein of 321 amino acids. The record is from RefSeq and is a predicted model, not a curated record. Lineage: Eukaryota; Viridiplantae; Streptophyta; Magnoliopsida; Brassicales; Brassicaceae.